AUGAAGAAAGUUUGUUGGCCUUACUUUGAUCCUGAGUUUGAUACUCUCCUAGAAAGGAUAAAUGGUCCCACUUGUAGAGUCACCAUCGACAAUGAAAACAUAGAGGAUUGUACCGUAGUAAAGGUGGAUAGCGUAAACAAGCAGGGUCUCCUCCUAGAAGUGGUGCAAGUUUUAACGGAUAUGAACCUUCAAAUCUGCAAGAGCUAUAUUUCAUCUGAUGCUGACUGGUUCAUGGAUGUGUUUCAUGUUAGAGAUGAACAUGGCAACAAACUAACGGACCAGACACUCAUUAAUGAUAUCCAGCAGGCCAUAGGAAGAUCAAGGGGAUCUCCACAUUCGAUAAAGGCCUAUUCCAGUAAGGUUUUCCCUAAUUACUUUCAUCCAAACGAGCACACCGCCAUCGAAAUGACCGGUGCCGACCACCCCGGUCUAUUUUCGGAGAUCUCUGCCGCCCUGGCCGACCUCCAUUGCAACAUCGACGAGGCUCAUGCUUGGACCCACAACGCCAGAUUAGCCUGCGUCGCCUACAUCUCCGAUCAAUCCACACAUUCCCCGAUCGAAGACCCUCGGCGCCUCGCUUACAUCGAAGAUCGCCUCGCCACUGUCCUUCGCGCCACCACCAACCCUAAUAGCUCGUGCGCCAACCAGCAAGAGGUGAAGACGGCGGAAUUCCGUGGCGGACAAGGCACCAUGACCACCGUGGAACGGAGGUUGCACCAACUCAUGCUUUCCGUUAGGGAUUUCGAAACGCCGUUAGGUCUGACGACGACAACGACGGCAGCAAUGCCGAGUGAUGGGGAAGAGGUGAGAAGAAAAAGAAUGGUGAGAAUUGAAAGCUGCAAGCAAAAAGGAUAUUCGAUAGUGAGCAUAGAGUGCAAGGAUCGACCCAGGCUCAUGUUCGACACUGUCUGCACUCUCACCGACAUGCAGUACGUCAUCUUCCAUGCUUCUAUCAGUUCCCACAAAGGCUAUGCCUUUCAGGAGUAUUUCAUUCGGCAUAUAGAUGGGUAUGCUUUGAGUACAGAAAGCGAGAAGGAAAGAGUGGCCAAAUGCUUAGAGGCAGCAAUAGAACGCCGUGUUUGUGAGGGAGUUCGGGUGGAGUUGUGUGCAGAGAACAGAGUUGGGAUGCUAUCGGACAUAACGAGGAUGCUGAGAGAGAACGGGUUAGCUGUGGUUCGAGCAGACGUAGAGACGCAUGGAGAGAAGUCUGUGAAUGCUUUCUAUGUGAGAGACGUAUCUGGAAAUUAUGAGGUUGAUAUUGACUAUUUUGUUCAGUCUGUGAGGAGGGAGAUGGGUCCUACGGUGCUUCACAUAAACAAUAAUAUUCGUCAUGCUGCUUCCAAUAGUGACGACGACACCCCUCUCUCCUUUGGACAUAAGCUCAGAUCUCACAUUGAACGUCUCUCUCAUGCCUUGUUCAUCUUAUCAACUCAUCACUAG
Messenger RNA from Neltuma alba, 1440 nucleotides. RefSeq names its product ACT domain-containing protein ACR2-like. Bases 1 to 1440 code for a protein of 479 amino acids. The record is from RefSeq and is a predicted model, not a curated record. The transcript has 7 exons. NCBI's taxonomy places the organism in Eukaryota, Viridiplantae, Streptophyta, Magnoliopsida, Fabales, Fabaceae.